ACCACUUUGAAUACAGCGUGAAGGACCAAAAAAAAAUGAGCACACAGUACAGCAUCCUGUUCAAGCAGGAACAUGCUCAUGAUGAUGCCAUCUGGACAGCAGCUUGGGGCAAAAGUGAAGCGGAUGGCUCAGAAACAAUCAUCACUGGUUCACUAGAUGAUCUGGUCAAAGUCUGGAAAUGGUCAGACGAGAAGCUGGAGCUGCUGUGGACUCUGGAGGGCCACCAGCUGGGAGUCGUGUCUGUAGACAUCAGUCACAACGGAGCCAUCGCUGCCUCCAGCUCCCUGGACGCACACAUCCGUCUGUGGGACCUGGAAUCAGGAAAGCAGAUUAAGUCCAUGGAUGCUGGACCAGUUGAUGCGUGGGCUGUGGCCUUCUCUCCAGACUCUAAAUAUGUUGCCACAGGAAGCCACCUUGGCAAAGUGAACAUCUUCGGUGUGGAAAGUGGCAAGAAGGAGUACUCCCUGGACACUCGAGGGAAAUUCAUCCUGAGUAUAGCUUAUAGCCCCGACGGGAAGUAUUUAGCCAGCGGAGCCAUUGAUGGGAUCAUAAAUAUCUUCGAUAUCGCUACUGGAAAGCUUCUCCACACACUUGAAGGUCACGCCAUGCCCAUCAGAUCCCUAACCUUCUCCCCAGACUCCCAGCUGCUGGUCACAGCCUCAGAUGAUGGAUACAUCAAAAUCUAUGACGUACAACACGCCAACCUGGCCGGCACGCUAAGCGGUCAUGGAUCCUGGGUUCUUAAUGUCGCCUUCUCUCCGGACCACACCCACUUCGUCUCCAGCUCAUCAGACAAGAGUGUGAAGGUUUGGGACGCCGGCUCCAGAGCUUGUAUCAACACAUUCUUUGACCAUCAGGACCAGGUGUGGUGUGUCAAAUACAACAGCAACGGCUCCAAGAUCGUCUCAGCCGGAGAUGAUCGCGCCAUCCACAUCUACGACUGUCCUCUGUGACGAAGAAUAUUCAGACGACGGUUUCCAAUAGAUACACCAGGGGGAGCGAAAGUGUUAGAUUGUUUUGCACUGAAAUAAAUGACUUUUUGUUA
Molecule: messenger RNA, 1045 nt
Organism: Cyprinodon variegatus (sheepshead minnow)
Lineage: Eukaryota; Metazoa; Chordata; Actinopteri; Cyprinodontiformes; Cyprinodontidae
Gene: skic8
Product: WD repeat domain 61
Exons: 10
Coding region: 36-953 (305 amino acids)
Cellular component (GO): Cdc73/Paf1 complex
Molecular function (GO): protein binding
Source: RefSeq, a predicted model, not a curated record